UGAAUAUAUUUUAACCAAACAUGGCUUUUGGAGGACAACAAGAUUUUUUAAAGCGACUUCAACAGUUUUAUGGAGAUGUUGUGAUGAAUGUAGUACACGUCUAUUUUGAAAGAGAAGUUUUAGACAAAACUACGUUUUUCUUGUUUCUUGACAAAAAUAAACAUGAAUUAUUUCAUGAAUUAAUUCCCAGGAUUUUAUGCUGUGAAUGUUUAAAGUCGAAUUCGAUAGCAUCAGUUUCUAAGACAGGUUGUUUGGAUGCAUUUCAGUUUGAUCUUUUAUAUGAUCGUUCGGCAUGUGGAGAAACUAACCACGAGAUUAAAAAGGGACAAAAAUUUCAACAAUAUUGUAUUUGCAAUAUAAAUCCUAAUAGAGUAGAAGUAGCAGAUCUUGACAUUAUACUGAUUCGCGCAGUGAUAAAAACAUGUUGUAAGCGAACCCUUCCUGGUAACCCGUCGUGGCUGAAGGAAAUUAAGGACGUCAGAAACUAUAUCGAUCACAUUGGAAACCCUUCAAGGAUAUCAAAAUCGGAUUUUGACGAUAAAUGGAGCAUACUCGAAGCGAACACUAUAGAAUUAGCGGCGAUGACUGGAAAAUCUUUUCGGCACUUGAUACAGAUGCAGAUUCAAAGUCUUAAAACAUUUCAUGAUACCGCUAACGUUAUACAAGAAGCGACUGAAAAGGCAAAUGAUAGUUUAAAAAAGGAUAUUUUAGACGCAUUAAGAAAUCACCCAGGUGUUACUCAAGAUGAAAUUGGACAAAUUAGUUAUCAGUUGGACCAGCUCCUUUUCAAGAUUACAGACCUUGAAGUUAAAAUUUCCACGAAGGGAACAUCAGAUGAAAUUGAAAAUGUACAAAAAGAAGAUCCUACAAAGUGUUUUGUUCGAUGGACACUGUUAACUCCAAGUAGCUGGUGUGUAGAAGAUAUCAAACGGAAGCUUAAAUCCGUAACAGAAUUGACAAACUUUACAAUUGAAUUUGUGUAUACUGGAUCGCUCAUAAUAGACACGUCAGUUUCCUUGGAUAUGAUCACAGUUCCGGACAGAUUUAGUAUAGCUCUCCUAGAAUUUCUACAUAGUUUUGCAAAGUCUUGUGAGAUUGAUACCACCAUUGCUGUUAGUGUUGAUGUAAAAGUUAUUGUAUCUUUUUUACCAUAUAAGGGAAAAGAAAUUACAGAAGAAUUCACGUUUGGAUCCUGUCGAACAUGUCGUAAUAGAAACCUGACUGCUGGAGCAGAAAAGUGGUGUAAAGACUGUCAGGAACUUUAUUGCAACACUUGCUAUAUGUACAAUACGGCUAUCACAUCCUUGGCUAAUCACACAAUACUUUCGUUAAAGGAUAGUAUGGAAUAUUUUCCACCAAACAUUUCACAAAACAUUACAUGCAAUGAACAUGAUCGGGAAUUUAAUUUCUAUUGCAAAACACAUCGUUUCAUUCUUUGUAUUAAUUAUUGUUACAAUGAUAAUUUCUAACGCUUGAAAUAGUAGUUUAAAUAGUUGUUAUUUUAAAUAGACAACAAAUAAUCUGCGUUGAUUGCGUCAGGGUGGUUCACACAAAUUGUGCUGACAUUGUUCCUCUAAGUGUUGCUACUUUAAAUACAACAUCGUCAUCCAUAUUUGAAAAUUUGGUAUCGCAUGCACAAGAACUCAUUGCUAAUACGGAACAAGUUUUGUCAGAUUUAGCAAAUAUGUCAUUAGCUAUUGAGCAACAAAACACUAAAAUUAAAUCUGCUAUUGCAGAUAAGAAUAAAGGGAUUUCUUUUGGAAAUGAAAUAAUUAAUACCACCUUAAACGAAUUAAAAUUAAAGCACGAAGUAUGUCAAACUGAAAUAGAAAAGACCGUUAAAAAAACCAUGACAAUAAAACAGAACAUUUCUAAAAUUGAUAUUCAGUUAUAUCAAAUCAAAGAAUAUUGUUCUGAACGUCAGGCGUUUUUCUUCUUACACAAUAUUGUCAAAAGUAUAACGAAGGCAGAUAAAACAUUUAGAACAUCUUUAAGUGACAUGAAAACGUUAAGUUUGUACUAUAAAUCAGGAGAAACAUUUAACUUUCUAGGCUAUGAGGUAGAAAAGCCCAAAAUUGUCUUAAAUUCUGAACCUUAAAUUUUUAAUUCUGCAAAACAAAGUGCAAAAACUAAACAGGCUCAAGUACCAAUUUCUGAAAUCAGCAUAGAUAAAAUCAGACUGUCAAAAGCAAUCACAUUUCAUUCAUCUAAAAUAUAAAGUCAUACAAUAUUUCAAGGUAGUAUGUCUUAGUGACAAAGUAAUAAUUGUUAACAACACAGCAACGGGACUUCUAAUAUACAAUAUCAUGGGUUCCUUGGAGCGAGAAAUUGAAUAUUUACACGGAGAUAUACAAGGAUUAAAAGAACUCCAAAAUAGAAAUUCGUGGUUUAAAGUUAAAGAUAUAACGGUUAUCAGUAAAGACUGCAUCGCUGUGAUGAGAAA
Messenger RNA from Mytilus trossulus (common blue mussel), 2443 nucleotides. RefSeq lists its product as uncharacterized. The transcript has 5 exons. The record is from RefSeq and is a predicted model, not a curated record. The coding region runs from base 21 to 1469 and encodes 482 amino acids. Lineage: Eukaryota; Metazoa; Mollusca; Bivalvia; Mytilida; Mytilidae.